AUAGCUUUUAUUGUAGGGCGAUGUGGAAUUAUCGUAUUAGAUUUAGUUAUUGAUUAUAUGGUCCUGGAAGGAUAAAAACAAUACGGUUUCUUGUUGUCGCAGUCUGUUCUAUUAAUUUGUACUUGUUGAUGAUUGAAAUCAAACAGCCUUUCUCACUUCUGUGUUUGGUGAAGCUAAACUGGUAGAAUUGCCAUUUAGGCGCCUUAGAAACUCGUGCUUACGACCGAAAUGGUAAGUCCCUGGCGGUAGGGCUGGUCUUGGCCCACAUUCUACUCAUUACCACCGUCGCCUGCCAUCGCCGUCUGCCGGUACCCUAUACAAGGCGGCUGAUCUCCUUCCUUCGUACCACCAUUACCAUUGCAAUCUUUCUUCCGUAGCCUCGUCGUCGGCGCAGGCCACCGUCGCACUGGCCAUGUCCGCGAACGGGUUAGCUGCAUUUCGCGUCAACGGCAAUGGACCGACCCUCAUCCAGGAUGCAAGCAUCUCGGACUUACCCAUCUUACCAGCCGACUUUGACUUCAAUGGCCCCGACAGUCCCAUCCCUAUUCCCGGGCGGACCUCCCAGUUGGAUGAAGAAUAUGGAUGGGAGAAAGAGCAGGUUGAGAAACUGGACGUCACCGAGGACCUGUCGACUCUCCCUCAUCGUCCGUUUUCAAAGUCCACAUCGGUUUUGAACUUGUCGUCGGCCCAACCUCGUCUGCUGCACGCUCUGACCAUGCCGUCGCCGUCGCAGCUUGGGGAUCUCCAGCAUCCCCAUCGUACCGUGCCUGGAUCGCCACAACCGUUGCGAGCAAAUACUUUGCCACCAGAACUCGCUCAUUUUCAAGAAUUAUCAUUGGAGCUAGCAGAUAUGGUGCAGACAGUCAUUCAGACAAUGCUUCAAAUUUCGCCGUCGCAGGUGUUAGACCCAUCCAAAGAGCAGUUUUCAAGCUGUUCUGUCGCAGUUCCAACACCAUCUCUCUCUUCCAUGUUCACUGCUAUGCGGAACCUGAAUUUCAUCUCAGCGAAUAUGGCGAGCAUCUUUUCUCAGACAUCGAAUCUUCGGGGUGCCGGAGAUGUUCUCCCAUUUCUGACUUUGGGCAGCGAGACUACGUUUGAUGUAGGAGAGCUGUUGCAAAGUGUCGGUGAUGCUCUAGGAGGUGCGGCGGCACAGGUAGGAACGGAACUAGUCAUUUUUCAUGGAGACGUGGGUUUCAAGCACGUAUACGUGAAAGGAAACGAGAGUGGCCUUUCCUACGUUCUAACUCACAUCGUUCGCCAGGUCUUGGCCACAGGGAAGGCUGGCGACACUGUUGAGCUAGGGCUGUAUGUUGUCUCAGGUGUUACCAAGCCUCCGACUGUCGAUCCACGAUACUCCGUCGAUGUCCUUACGACACCCGAGGAUUCGGACGGCCCAUUGCGAUGCAAGAUAAGCAUCAUGCACAAAUUUGCUCCCCUGGAUCCAUUACACGGUGAUAGUGCCGUAACCCCUCGACCAUCCCCUGAUUUCUCAACGACCCUUCUCGAACGACUGUUGAGCAAAGUCGGAGCGUCCUUCAAUCGGACCAUUCCCAAUCGGACCCUUCCUAAUCAAACGGUUCCACUUUCGAGUUCGGAAGACUGGGCUUGGGAAUUCUCGUUCAAAGCUUGGCAGAGUUCGCCGCCCGCUCCCGACCCUGCUUCCAUUGUCGUUCAUGGUCUGGCUGACCGCCCUCUUCCCUCUGGUGAACCAACCCUGGCGCAGUUGUCUGCCUUCGCCGAGACACUCAGAGCGAAAAAAGCCAUCCUAUAUGCGAACGUUAAAGCCAUGCCGCGGACGGUGGUGCGGAGGCUUCGCCGAGCGCAGCUGCUGACUCGUUGACACCGAACGGUCUAUCCUCUCCACUUUCUUUCAUAUUCAUAGAUGAUGACGUUGAGGUUCUCAAGUCGCGACUUCUGGUUUUUCGAGAUGAGCAGUAUCCUUUGAAUCCCCCAAAGCGCCCUUCCCUAUCCCAUCGUCGACCCGCAUCAUCCAACCCUAUAACCCGUGGCCAUAACGUCACUGGCUCGAUCUCCUCAUCUCCGGUGGUAAUAGUACACUUCAC
This is a messenger RNA of Guyanagaster necrorhizus, 2063 nucleotides long. RefSeq lists its product as uncharacterized. The record is from RefSeq and is a predicted model, not a curated record. Lineage: Eukaryota; Fungi; Basidiomycota; Agaricomycetes; Agaricales; Physalacriaceae. The coding region runs from base 413 to 1840 and encodes 475 amino acids. The transcript has 3 exons.